This is a messenger RNA of Panicum virgatum (switchgrass), 1673 nucleotides long. RefSeq names its product rubisco accumulation factor 1, chloroplastic-like. Gene Ontology annotation, cellular component: chloroplast. The transcript has a single exon. The record is from RefSeq and is a predicted model, not a curated record. The coding region runs from base 49 to 1407 and encodes 452 amino acids. Lineage: Eukaryota; Viridiplantae; Streptophyta; Magnoliopsida; Poales; Poaceae.
CGUUUCCGUCCUCCCACUUAUCACCCACCACCCGCCCAGGCACCCACCAUGCUCUCCCUCUCCCACCCCGCCGCGGCCUCCGCCGUGCCGCGCCACCGCCGCGCGCCCCGCCACGCCGCCGCGCCGUCCCGCCGCCGCGCCACCCACAUCGCCGCGAGCGCCAUCCUGCUCCCCGGCGGCGGCGGCCCCGGCGACCGGAAAAAGCUCCCCUUCACCCCGCCCCCGAUGGCGCCGCCGGGCCGGCUCUACCAGCCCUUCCACCCGCCGCCGUCCCCGCUGCCGCCCAGCUACCGCACCCUCGACCUCACCCAGCGCCUCGAGGUCCUCCGCGACCGCAUGGGCCGGUGGCACGAGUACGCGCCCCUCAUCGCCGCGCUCUCCCGGGACGGUUUCACCCCGUCUUCCAUCGAGGAGGCCACCGGCAUCUCCGGCGUCGAGCAGAACUGCCUCGUCGUCGCCUCGCAGGUGCGCGACUCGCUCCUCAGCGAGACCGCCGCCUUCCCGCCCGACCUGGUCCCCUACUUCGACUCCCUCGGCGGGCCCGAGCUGCUCUACGAGCUCCGCUUCCUCAACGCGCGCCAGCGCGCCGACGCCGCCAAACACUCCAUCGACCACCGCCUCGAGCCCAAGGGCGUGCGGGAGCUCGCGCGCUCCAUGAAGGACUUCCCGCGGCGCCGCGGGGUCGACGACGGGUGGGAGGACUUCGACGGGGCCUCCCCCGGCGACUGCCUCGCCUUCGCGCGCUUCCGCCAGUCGCGGGAGGCCAUCGACGUGGCGGACCGCAUCGCCGAGCUCGAGCGCGCGCUGCAGGUGGUGGCCACCGACCCUGCCAGGGCGCGCGUCGAGCUCGAGAUGGAGCGCGCGAGGAAGAAGGCCGCCGGAGAGGAGGUGGAGGAGGAGGACGCCGCCGCCGCGGCUCGCCCAGCCGUCAACGUGGUGCGGCUCCAGUACGGCGAGGUCGCCGAGGCUACCACCGUGCUGCUGCUGCCGGUGGUGCGCGAGACGGACGGCGUCGCCGCCAUGGAGGCCGCCCCCAGGCGGACCAAGACGGACGUGGACCUCGGCAUCGUCGAGGUGGACAAGGCGUGGGCGCGGUGGGCCGUCGUGCCCGGAUGGGGCCCCGUCGCCGCGGCAGCGGAGGAGGCGGUCGUGGUCGAGCUGGCCGACGGGCGCAAGUUGCCGUGGCGGACGGCGGAGGAGGAGCCGGUGCUGGUCAUCGCCAACCGGAGCCAGAAGGAGGUGGCGGAGAAGGGGCUUUACAUCCUCGAGAAGGAAGGCCGGCUUGUGGUGGAGAGAGGGAGAAAGCUGGCUGAGCAGGGCAUCACCACUGCCGCCGCCGAGGUGCUGAUCGUCGUCCGGCCGCCCAGGGACGAGGACGACAUGAUCAGCGAUGAGGAGUGGGACUGAUCUGGAGGGGUUUAGGAAGGGUUUCGGAGAUGUUGAUCAAUUUCUUCAUUGGUUAAGCACUUAAGCUUUCCCCUCAUCUUCAGUCUUCACUCGGUUGAUGAAUAAGAGGAAUGAAUUGCCUCCUUGCUUGGGUAGUUUGGUACGUCAUAUAGUAUAGGAACACUCUGUAGUCCCUUAGCCUUGCAUUGCUGGCUAUUGUUUUCUCUCAUCACAUUUGCUAUAAAUAAAUAAUACAAUCAGAAACACUCAUAUUACAUUACUGAAAA